AUGCUGGGUAAACGAGCUGUCUUAAUUCUCCACCCACUCAACGCAGCCGAUGCUCUUCCGCAUCGCACCCUAACUUUCACAUCUGACUCGGACUAUGUUGAAAUUGGCCGUGCCUCUAAAAGGGAAGCUAAGAAUCUUACCCCUACAGAUAAAAACGGUCUAUUUGACUCCCGGGUCAUGUCAAGAAACCAUGCUAGGCUUCGAGCGUGCCUAGAUGAGAAUGCUAUUUAUAUUUCCGAUGGUGGCUCCAUGCACGGUACAUGGGUAAACGGCAAGAAGUUGGCUCUUGGUGAAGAUACUAUAGUCAACACUGGUGACAUGAUAGUGUUUGGUACGGAGGUUGCGCGUGGACGUGAUAUGUUUCCUCCGCUGAAAGUUCGCUGUGAAUGUCGGUGGCAUGAAUCCGAAGAGAAGCCGGCACCGAAUGGCAAUGUUAAUAGUUCAAAGUUGACUACCAACACAUUUUGUGUUCCUGAUGAUGAUGAGAAUGAUGUUGAAAUUACAGUUGACUCAGCUCCAGUGAAAUUCGGAGUUGAUAGUAGUUCAGACUCCGGCCGUGGCUCAGAAGAUGGGUCGGUUGUGGAACUCUCCUCUCCACUUACUUCUCCUUAUAAAAUCACUGAUGUUGAGAUGUGCGGUUCACAACAAGCACCGAUCGAACUUGAUAAUGAGCAAACUGGACAGCCUCUCGUGACUCCAAGGAUGACACCAUCUUCUAAUGAAGGCGCUCCUGGAGUGAUAAGGCGCAGUCUCCGAAGCCCUAUUGGUGACGACGACUCCAAUGCGGGGUCCGUACUUUCCUCUCAGGGCGAUUUGGCCUCACAAUCGAACAACGAUCAGGCUUUAUCGGAAGAUGAGUCUAUGUCCAACUCAUCCUAUGAAUCUGACAUCGAGUUGUCAGACGAUGACGAAGUUUCUGAGAAACCGAAUAGUGCUUCAUUCCCUGAAGCUCAGAAGCUAGCUGAAGUGGAUGCCAUCAAGUAUACCAAGGAGACUUCAUGUCCUGGUCCUGAUGAUAAAGAGUCCCACCCAAUUAAGGCUCCAGUGAAAUCAACUGAAUUGCCACCAAAUAAUUCCAUGGGGAACGACAUCACUGGACUGCCUGGGCUUCGUCACAGUGGCAUAGGGGUCAACCCGCGGGAUAUUCUAGAACCGGAGGUGGGGAUGGCGGAGACUUAUCGCCAAAUAGUUAAUUCAGGUUGGCCGUCCACUUUCUAUGGAAGCUAUAACAGCUUUGAUCCUCUUCUGGGCAGGGCCAAGCCAUUCGAUCACUCACUCACCGGAUUCCAUUCUAACAAACAGAGUCAAGAAAACGAGGAGUGGAGAACAUCGCAGGGUAUCUCGAAUUCAUCUUGUAUCCCGAUGACAAAUGGGCAUAGCCGUGGCUCCUUUCUGGACGAGGUCUGCAGGCCCUGCGUGUCCUACAAUGACGGACCUUUCGUCAACGCAAUGUUGCCACGGAAUGUGGCUAGAGAUGGGACAAGCUCUGGGCAUGGAAUGGGUAUAAAUGGUGCAACACCAGCUACUACUGAAAACAGUGCCAUACCUGAUUAUUCCGCCAGCGAAGAACGUAACAUCCAUCCAAGACCAGAUACGCGCCUUAGAAUAGCUGAUAUUGUUUCAUACCCGCCACCAGCUCUGCAAAGAUCACAACGCAAGAGAAAGGCCGCGGAUAUGGAUAACGAUCAACUUCUAGAUGAUAACAAUGCGGCUCAAAAUGCAUACAAAUUCAACCCUACUUCGUUUAAGGAGAAUAAAUGUGUAGGGAGUGACAAUGAUGACACUUGCCUUCCUGAUGCUCAACCACAGGCCGGGGUGGAAACUAUGGAAGAUUCAUAUUCUCAACCGACAGCUUUGAGUGCUGCCAACGAGUCCCAGACUGUCGAAACUAAGUCUCAUUCUUCAACAGAAAAUGAAAGACAAGUAAAACGACAAAAAAAAUACGAUACUGUGACUGUUGGAAGCCACGCGACUACUGCGGUCCUUGGUGCUGUGAUAGGGGCCGUUGGUACCGUUGCUCUACUAGCUUCUCUUCCUUCUGAUUACUUCCUUUAG
Messenger RNA from Aspergillus tanneri, 2055 nucleotides. Its product is annotated as FHA domain protein. The record is from RefSeq and is a predicted model, not a curated record. Bases 1 to 2055 code for a protein of 684 amino acids. Gene Ontology annotation, molecular function: protein binding. The transcript is spliced from 5 exons. Gene Ontology annotation, cellular component: cytoplasm. NCBI's taxonomy places the organism in Eukaryota, Fungi, Ascomycota, Eurotiomycetes, Eurotiales, Aspergillaceae.